ACACUAUGGCAGGUGGCAGUCCAGCAGCCAAGAGGGUAGUGGUGUACCGGAAUGGGGACCCAUUCUUCCCAGGCUCCCAGCUGGUGGUGACUCAACGCCGCUUCCCCACCAUGGAGGCCUUCCUCUGCGAGGUGACAUCAGCUGUGCAGGCCCCACUGGCUGUGCGUGCCCUCUACACACCUUGUCAUGGCCACCCUGUCACCAACCUGGCAGACUUGAAGAACAGAGGGCAGUAUGUGGCCGCUGGAUUUGAACGAUUCCACAAGCUCCACUAUUUACCCCAUAGAGGGAAGGACCCAGGUGGGAAGAGCUGCAGACUACAAGGUCCUCCCGUGACUCGCCACUUGUGUGAUGGGGCCAUUGGACGGCAGCUGCCUGCAGGUGCUCCCAGCUAUAUCCAUGUGUUCAGGAAUGGGGACCUGGUAAGUCCCCCAUUUAGUCUGAAGCUGUCCCAGGCUGCCAGCCAGGACUGGGAAACUGUGUUGAAGCUCCUGACUGAGAAGGUCAAGUUGCAGAGUGGGGCUGUGUGCAAACUCUGCACCCUAGAGGGGCUCCCACUGUCAGCAGGGAAGGAGCUGGUAACUGGCCAUUACUAUGUGGCUGUCGGAGAGGAUGAGUUCAAGGACCUUCCCUAUCUGGAGCUGCUGGUGCCCAGCCCCUCCCUGCCCAGGGGCUGCUGGCAACCUCCAGGCUCGAAGUCUAGGCCCCACAGGCAGGGGGCCCAAGGCCACAGGGCCCAGGUAACCCAGCCCUCUCCAAAGGAACCAGACCGAAUUAAGCCAUCUGCUUUCUAUGCCAGACCCCAGCAGACCAUUCAGCCAAGAAGCAAGCUCCCCACACUCUCAUUCCCAUCAGGAGUUAUAGGAGUAUAUGGAGCUCCCCACCGAAGGAAGGAGACAGCGGGGGCCCUGGAAGUAGCAGAUGAUGAAGACACUCAGACAGAGGAGCCCUUGGAUCAGAGGGCAGCACAGAUAGUGGAAGAGGCCUUGUCCCUGGAAAACCAGCCUGGGGCUGGGGCUGCUAUCUCAGCCUCAGCCCCAGCUCUGCCAUCUUGAGAGCCAGCAGCUCCAGAGGGCAACUGGGGACCACUACUCUGGCCACCUUUUGUCCUUAGCCUCCAGCAGCUUGUUCCUCAGGAGCCAGCACCUCCGCUGGGCUCACAGGGUACACUGCGGCCUCCUCAGCCCUCCCCGUUCUCCUGCUCCUAAACCCACAGCCCAGCCUUCCCUUCCUCUGAGCAGAGCAGCCCUGGCUGUGGGGGCUAUUUCCUUAUGGGAUUCUCUGGCCAGAGAAAGGAGUAGCUGACUAAGCCUGGGAGAGGGUUUGUCACAAUAAAAGAAUACUUACUAA
Molecule: messenger RNA, 1350 nt
Organism: Homo sapiens (human)
Lineage: Eukaryota; Metazoa; Chordata; Mammalia; Primates; Hominidae
Gene: DCDC2B
Product: doublecortin domain containing 2B
Exons: 9
Coding region: 6-1055 (349 amino acids)
Biological process (GO): intracellular signal transduction
Source: RefSeq, marked reviewed